Molecule: messenger RNA, 1389 nt
Organism: Rubroshorea leprosula
Lineage: Eukaryota; Viridiplantae; Streptophyta; Magnoliopsida; Malvales; Dipterocarpaceae
Source: the annotation of a GenBank genome assembly
AUAUUAGAGAAUUGAAGGACUUGUUACAUUUAAAAGGGGAGCUUUCUAUUACUGGAUUGGAAAAUGUGGUGAAUGUUCGAGAUGCUAGGGAUGCUAAUCUAAUGGACAAGCAUGGUAUUGAUGGCUUAUAUUUGAAAUGGGAUAGUGAGUUCCUUGAUCACCAAAAGGAAGAAGGUGAAAUGCAUGUUCUCGAUAUGCUAAAACCUAAUAAGAAUCUGAAAGAACUUGCAAUUUCAUUUUAUGGUGGUAAAAGAUUUCCAUCUUGGUUAGGAGAUCCCUCUUUCACUAAUAUUGUGCACAUGAGCCUCAGUAACUGCAGUAAAAGCAUGUCACUUCCAUCGCUUGGGGGACUGCCAUCAUUGAAGAAGUUGUUCAUCCGAGGCAUGAAUGGAGUCAAGAAGGUGGGUCUUGAGUUUUAUGGAGAUGGUUUGCCUUCUACUGAGAGGUUUCUGUCAUUGGAAAUUUUGUGGUUUCAGAAUAUGUUAGAAUGGGAACAUUGGUCUUCCACUCAUAAAGGUGAUGAAGAUUUAGCUGAUGAAUUUCCUUCUCUUCAUGAGCUCUUGAUACAAAAUUGUCCAAAGCUAACUGGGGGCUUACCAAGAUGCCUUCCUUCCCUUGUGAAGCUUAUCAUUAGUCGCUGCCCAAAGUUGGAGGGUUCACUUGUGAGACUCCCCUCCCUUUGCGAAUUACAUAUUGAAGAUUGCAACAAGGAGCAACUGUAAAAUUUUGUUCACCUUGCAUGUCUGCCACAAGAGAUGCUAGAGUCUCUAGGUACACUUCAAACCUUUGAUGUUUCCAGAUGAAAAGUGUCUGCUUCCUCCAACUCUCACUUCUAUAGUCAUUUCCAAACUCAACAAUCUGGAAUCUCUAUCCACAGAACUGCAAAACCUGACCUCUCUUGAAGGGCUAGAAGUCAGUGAUUGUCCAAAGCUUCAUGAGUUGCCAAGGGAAGGAAUGCUUGCAAAACUUGGAAAACUUUGUACCAGAAACUGUCAACUUCUACAACAAUGCUUAAAGAAGAAAGUGGCAUAUUGGCCAUUGAAAGCCGCAUCCCUUGCAUAGAAAUAGCAUGAUUGAAUUCAAAAAAGACCCAGCAGUCAACUGUUGCAAGUGAGCUGUUUUUGGUAUCAAAUUGUGGGAGGCUGGUGGUGAUGGAUUCAAGGAGGAGGAGAACCAGGGAGCCCUUUACCUUUGCUCAGAGCUACUGCAAGUUCAAUGGCUGGAUUAUGAAUGUAUUUCAACGUCAAAUUGGUCACACAGUAUCUUAAUGUUAAAUUGGUUACAUAGAUUUCUUAUUUUUUUGACUCAUGCAGAUUUAAACACAUUUUCUCCAUCGAACUUGGUGUUGCAGCACACCACAUACAGAGGGAAUAAAACACUUUUUAGCUU